CGAUCUCAGCGACAUUUCGGCCCGGCUCGGCCCACGAUCCAUGAGUAGCCUGGUCCGCUUCCUCUUCACCCUCGCCGCGGCCAUCGCCGCAGCCUCGCUCCUCGUCGCCUCACUCCGCCGCCGCACGCCGCCGCCCGGCCUUCCCGCCCAGCUCGUCCCCUCCUCCCACAUGGCGGGGCGCAACCGGAGCUUCGUGCUGUGGCUGCACGGCCUCGGCGACUCUGGCCCGGCCAACGAGCCCAUCCGCAACUUCUUCUCCGCCCCGGAGUUCCGCCUCACCAAGUGGUCCUUCCCCUCCGCCCCCCGCUCCCCCGUCUCCUGCAACAAUGGUUUUGUGAUGCCAUCGUGGUUCGACAUCCACGAGCUGCCCAUGAGUGCUGGUUCUCCGCAAGAUGAGGCUGGGGUUCUGAAGGCUGUGGAAAAUGUGCACGCCAUGAUAGAUAAGGAAGUUGCCGAUGGCAUCCACCCUGACAACAUAUUUGUUUGUGGUUUUAGCCAAGGAGGUGCCCUGACAUUAGCUAGUGUGUUGCUUUAUCCGAAGAAGCUAGGUGGAGGAGCAGUCUUCAGCGGGUGGGUGCCUUUCGGUUCAUCAGUCACUGAGAGGAUUUCACCUGAAGCAAGGAAGACCCCGAUUCUUUGGUCGCAUGGAAUUGCUGACAGAACAGUAUUGUUUGAAGCUGGUCAAGCUGGUCCACCAUUUUUGCAAAAAGCGGGUGUUAGCUGCGAAUUCAAGGCAUAUCCAGAUCUUGGCCAUUCGCUCUCCAAAGAAGAGCUGCUUUAUCUUGAGUCAUGGAUCAAGAGUCGUCUCUCAGCCUCUCAAGAGAAGGACAAUUAACAUUUUUUUGUUCGAGUCGCCACCAGUUCCCCAUCCCCAGUAUAGUGGCUUGGCUGAUGCCAUCAUGUCUAAAUUGGAUUUGAUCUUUCUGACCUCGCCUCAUGCAACUUAUUACUAUGAGAUUUCUCAUGUAUAUCUAUGUGUCAACGGAUAGAUGGACUGAUGGACCAGUCAGCUACUGCUCCUGGAAUUUGUUGCGUUAUGCACCUGUUAUUAAAAUAGUAAACCAAAUAUUCAGCUACCGGGUCUAUUCAUACAAUCUAUCAUGAAUA
Setaria italica (foxtail millet) is the source of this 1107-nucleotide messenger RNA. RefSeq names its product probable carboxylesterase Os04g0669500. The transcript is spliced from 6 exons. Gene Ontology annotation, cellular component: cytoplasm. Gene Ontology annotation, molecular function: carboxylic ester hydrolase activity; palmitoyl-(protein) hydrolase activity. Gene Ontology annotation, biological process: protein depalmitoylation. Lineage: Eukaryota; Viridiplantae; Streptophyta; Magnoliopsida; Poales; Poaceae. The record is from RefSeq and is a predicted model, not a curated record. Bases 41 to 835 code for a protein of 264 amino acids.